Fonticula alba is the source of this 2006-nucleotide messenger RNA. RefSeq lists its product as hypothetical. The transcript has 7 exons. Bases 318 to 2006 code for a protein of 562 amino acids. Gene Ontology annotation, molecular function: metal ion binding; phosphatidylinositol binding; ubiquitin binding. The record is from RefSeq and is a predicted model, not a curated record. Lineage: Eukaryota; Rotosphaerida; Fonticulaceae.
CCCCCCCCGAAUUCUUCAUCCCCUCUCUUGUCGCCGACCCCUGCCAGCACAUCCGAGCCAGCCUCUCCCCGGCCCUGCCCUCUCCCUCCGUGACUCCCUCCCCUCCUUUUCGCCUGCCUUGGAGAUCCCCUCGAUCACCAACGAAGAAAGGAUGGAUUUCUUCAGUUACGACAAGUCUAUUGGUUCGUCCUAUGCCCCGUAUCCCGGCCUGACUUCCCUUCUUUUCUUCUCCUUUUCACCAACCUUCCCCCUGCCGUACAACCCUGUUUGGAACUCCAGACCAAGCGGUCUCCAGUGAUUUGCGCGAGCCGAAUCUCAUGUACAACCUUGAGGUGUGCCAGCGGCUCGACAGCAAGGCCCUCAGUGCCAAGGAGUUGCGCCGAAAGCUCGUGCAGCACCUCCAGUCGGAGUCACAUCAGACGCGUCUCCUCUGCAUCGCUCUGAUGGACAUGAUUGCCAAGAACUGCGAUGUGACGAUUCGCACCGGCGGUCUACUUUCUAACUCUGUAUUGGAUGCGCUGGUGUCCCUCGCCGAGAAGAAGGUGACCUCCACCGACUCGCAGGUGGCCAACAAGGCUGUGGCCCUCUUUUUCGAGUGGAAUACCGCCUUCCGGGGCGAUCAGCUCUGCCGGACACUGAUGCAGCCCUUUGUUGAGCGCCUGGCGAACAUCGGCAUCCACCCGGCCUCUCACUCGUCGGGCAGCAACUACGCAGCAGCCAUCUACACUGUGAGCAAGCCCGCCCCCUUCGAAGAGGGCACCCAGUGCCGCCGCUGUCGGGUGUCUUUCACCCAGAUCACCCGUCGGCACCACUGCCGCCGGUGUCGCCUCAGCUUCUGCGGCAGGUGCUCCAGCAAGAAGAAGGUCCUCCCUGACCAUGGUGACACGCCUGAGCGCGUGUGCGACGGGUGCUUCGACGCAAAUGGCGAACCAGCCAGCGCCACUUCGGCCUACGCACGCAACACGCCGAAGCCCCAGACGAGCGCCCCCUUUUCGGAUGACUAUGAGGAGCGUCAGCUGCAGGAGGCCAUUCGUGAAUCGCUGCUGACCCAUGAGAAGAAGUAUGAGCCCCCUCGCUCCGGUGGGAUGGGCUCCUCUGACGCGCACUGGCAGAAGGCCUCCUCGACGUCAGCGGGCCAUUCCACCAGCGAGGAUGAGGAACUGGCCCGGGCGAUUGCCGCCUCACUCGCGGACCAGCAGCACAGUCACCGGCCCCCAGCCUCGGCUGGCCCAACAAAGCCCACCGACCCAGCCCCCACCUCCCACUCCUCGGCACAAGCCCCCUCUUCUUCUUCCUCCUCCUCCUCCUCCUCCUCCUCCUCGUACGGGCCAUACGGGACCCUGAAGCAGACCCCGGCCGCGGUUUCCGGCUCGCCGGUCCCAUCGCGCCCAGCGGCCCAGCCUGCGGCGGCCCCUCCCCCCACUCGCAUCGAGGGUGUCCUGACGGAAAGCGAACAGCGCCAUCUCUACCUCUUCUGCCAGAUGAUGGCCCAAGUGCGCGAGUCCAUUGAGGCAGACUCCAGCCCGCAUGCGCGGGCUGCUGCUGCCGCACAAAUUGCCUCCAAUCGUCGGAUGCAUACGCUCUUCACCUCAGUCAACGAGUUGUCUCCUGUCCUGCAGAAGACCGUCGACGAGCUGGAGGCGUGCCAUGCCAAGCAUCUGGAGUUGCUAAACAUCCAGCGCGAGAACUCCUCACAGGUGGCGCUCGUUGGUCAUGCGACACACCCGCAAAAGUAUCACCAUCACCCGGGCCAGGCUCCCUUCGACCAGGCCCAUCAGCAGCACCCGCACGCUCCGCCAGGGGUGCAUCAGCAGCACCAGUAUGCCCCGCCAGGGGUGCAUCACCCCCAUCAGCAGCAGCAGCAACAGCCAAUGGCGGCGCAUCACAUGCAUCCGGGCCAUCCGGCAGGUGGUUACCCCCAGCAGCAUCCCCACCCACAGCAGUAUCCGCAACAUCCCCCGCAGCAGUACCACCAGGGGCAAUACGGCAUGAGCCGACAUGUUUGA